AUGCUCACUUUGAGAAGGACCUUAUGUUCGGCCUCUUCUCUAUUGAACAGAGAACUUUAUCAGGGUGAAUCAGUUGUUCGCCUAAUUUUAAAUGAUGCGAAGCGACGCAAUGCGCUUUCACUGGAGAUGAUUGAAGAACUGACCAAAGAACUAGAAGAAGUAAAUUCGAUUCGAAAGGUGCGGUCGGUUAUAAUAUCAUCUGAAGGUCCAGCUUUUUCUUCUGGUCAUGACUUACCUAAAAAAGGACAUGGUUCCCAUCAAAAAGUUUUUGAUCGAUGCGGCAAUCUCAUGUUGUUGAUGCGGCGCAUGGAGAUCCCAGUUAUUGCUGAAGUGCGUGGCAUAGCCGCUGCGGCCGGUUGUCAGUUGGUGGCAUCGUGUGACAUUGUGGUGGCUGCUGAUAACUCCAAAUUCAUGGUUCCCGGGCAAAAAGUCGGGUUGUUUUGCUCCACUCCAGGAAUCGCACUAGCUCGGGCUAUUCCUCACAAGGUGGCAUUAGAAAUGCUCUUCACAGGAGAACCAAUUGAUGCUCAAACUGCUCUUCGAUGCGGCCUAGUUUCGCGUGUUGUUCCGGAAAAAGAGGUGAAAUUCGAGGCCUUGAGGAUCGCCGAGUUGAUUGGCCAGCACAGUCGUUCGGUCACAGCGCUUGGAAAAGCAUUUUUCUACGCACAAACUGAACUUGGUGUCAAGGAGGCAUAUAGGUACGGUGGAAAGGUGAUGGUGGAAAAUCUCAAGCUGAAGGAUGCCCAAGAGGGAAUAACGGCCUUCACUGAGAAGCGGAAGGCAUCAUUCUGCCAUAAGGACGAUAAAUGUUAA
Molecule: messenger RNA, 813 nt
Organism: Haemonchus placei
Lineage: Eukaryota; Metazoa; Nematoda; Chromadorea; Rhabditida; Trichostrongylidae
Source: the annotation of a GenBank genome assembly